Saccharomyces paradoxus is the source of this 1341-nucleotide messenger RNA. It is a transcript of the gene PRP24, whose product is annotated as U6 snRNP complex subunit PRP24. NCBI's taxonomy places the organism in Eukaryota, Fungi, Ascomycota, Saccharomycetes, Saccharomycetales, Saccharomycetaceae. The record is from RefSeq and is a predicted model, not a curated record. Bases 1 to 1341 code for a protein of 446 amino acids. Gene Ontology annotation, molecular function: poly(U) RNA binding; mRNA 3'-UTR binding; poly(A) binding. Gene Ontology annotation, cellular component: cytoplasmic stress granule; nucleus; cytosol. The transcript has a single exon.
AUGGAGUAUGCACAUUACGUUAGGCCGGACUCAAAACGACCACCAGAUGAAGAAUCCCCAGCAGCCGCGGAAUUAACUUCUAAGAAGGCAAACGAAGCUUCAACUAGAAAUAGAGAAUUAACAACUGUACUAGUCAAAAAUUUGCCCAAGAGCUAUAACCAAAACAAAGUCUAUAAGUACUUUAAAGAUUGUGGCCCUAUUAUACACGUUGAUGUGGCAGAUUCGCUCAUGAAGAGGUUUCGCUUUGCACGUAUUGAAUUUGCCAGAUAUGAUGGAGCCGUUGCUGCAAUAACCAAAACACACAAAAUUAUAGGUCAAAAUGAAAUUACAGUAUCUCACUUAACAGAAUGCACAUUGUGGAUGACUAAUUUCCCCCCGAAUUACACUCAAAGAGAUAUCAGAGGUCUGUUUCAAGAUAUUAGUAUCGUUGUCCUUAGUGUACGGCUUCCUAGUUUACGGUUCAAUACAAGCAGAAGAUUCGCCUAUAUAGAUGUUACUUCUAAAGAAGAUGCAAACAAUUGUGUGGAAAAAUUGAAUGGACUUGAAAUAGAAGGUUAUACAUUGAUUACUAAGGUUUCUAAUCCGCUAGAAAAGUCGAAACGGACUGAUUCUGCCACACUAGAGGGGCGAGAGAUUAUUGUACGAAAUCUGAAUACAGAAUUGCUCGACGAGAACCUUCUGAGCGAUUCGUUUGAACGAUUCGGCUCCAUUGAAAAAAUCAAUAUACCUGCAGGACAAAAAGAGCACAGUUUCAAUAACUGUUGUGCAUUUAUAGUUUUCGAAAAAAAAGAUUCUGCUGAAGAGGCCCUUCAAAUGAAUGGAAGUUCGUUGGGCAAUAGGGAAAUUUCUGUUUCCUUGGCGGAUAAAAAACCAUUUUUAGAAAGAAACGAAGUCAAAAGGCUCCUUGCAUCGCGUAACAGCAAAGAGCUAGAGACACUGAUAUGCCUAUUUCCACUUUCAGAUAAGGUUUCACCAAGCUUAAUCUGCCAAUUUCUUCAGGAGGAAAUAGACGUUGAUAAAAAAGAUAUUAAGAAAGUUCUUCUCGUUAGCGACUUUAAUGCUGCCAUUAUUAUAUUUACAGAUAAGAAAUUGGCAGCAAAGAUGCUAAUGGGACUAAACGGAUCUCAAUUUCAAGGAAAGAUAAUACGUUCAGGUACAAUUAAUGACAUGAAAAGGUACCAUAGCAACCAACGAAAUCACAACGUAAAAAUUUCCAAACCUAGUUGUGUAAACGUGUCGCAAAAGAGACGAAAUCUUCAAGCGAAGAAAAAACUUCCUAACGAACGAGAGCAGAUGUCCAAUGAUGACUUCCGCAGGAUGUUUCUAGGAGAACAAAAAUAA